UCUCUUACCCCCUCAACGCUCAACGCUCCGCCCUCUUCACGAUGCACUUCCGCUCUCUCGUUCUCGCCGCCCUGGCACUGGCACCCUCCGCUCUGGGCCAGAUCGCCAACAGCUCCUACGUCACCACGGAGCUGGCGUCUACGCUGCUGCAGUUCCGCGCCGCCGGUCUCGUGCCGCAGUACAUCCCCGAGGAGCGCAUCCGUCUCGCCUCCUCUCUCAGCGUCAGCUUCGGCAACGUCUCGGCGCCACUGGGCGCCACGCUCGCGCGCAACGACACGCAGGAGGCGCCGACGCUGCGCAUGAACUACACGCAGCACGUCGACUCCAUGGAUGCCUUCUCCAGCCGCGCCUACACGACGCUCAUGGUCGACAUGGGCGCGCCCGGCGUCGGCUUCCCCAACGGUGCCGUCGUGCGCCACUACCUGAGCAACAACGACACGCUCACGGGCUCGAACGGCACCGUCAUGUCCACCGGCCGCGCUGUGACGAGCUACAACGGCCCCGCACCUCCCGCCGGCUCGGGCCCGCACCGCUACACUCUCCUCGUCGUCGCGCAGCCAGCCGGCUGGAUGGCGCCCGCCAACCUCUCCGCUCCCGCGCCGCUCGUGACCGACUUCCAGCUGAACGACUACCUGAACUACGCCGGCCUCGGCCAGAUCAUCGCCGCCUCCUACUUCAUCGUCGAGGGCGCAUCGCCCACGACGGCCUCCGUGUCGAGCACGCAGGCCGUGCCCACUGCCAGCGUGCAGGCGGCGGCUUCCACGAUCAGCGCCUCACUCAUGAGCGCAUACGCCAGCCCGACGAACGCCGUCACCAGCAUGAACAGGGACGCUGGCGUCGCCAUGGCGCCUGCCGCCUUCGCUGCGACGCUCAUGGCACUCGUCGCCGGCGCCGCUCUUGCCUGAAAAGCAUGCGCCGUGCCUCAAAAGCGCAUCGUUAGCGCAUCCUUCGUUCUUCCUUGCUCUCGUCGCACUCGGCCCUGUUACACUAUCCCGCGUCACCCUAAUUCCCUGGACCACACCUCAUAGACUCGGCUCGCCGGACGUCGCCAUCCACGCCAGCCCCUUCUGCCUGCCUCGGCAACUGUAGCAUCACUCUUUUCAUCCUGGUCACUCAACUCUGCU
Tilletiopsis washingtonensis is the source of this 1124-nucleotide messenger RNA. RefSeq names its product PEBP-like protein. The record is from RefSeq and is a predicted model, not a curated record. The transcript has 2 exons. Bases 42 to 905 code for a protein of 287 amino acids. Lineage: Eukaryota; Fungi; Basidiomycota; Exobasidiomycetes; Entylomatales.